AGAGAGAGAGAGAGAGAGAGAGAGUCUCUGUGCGUCGGACUCGGGUCGACUCGGCUCGCCAGAGGAGCCGCAGACGGACGCGUGCGACGCAACUUGAGACGAUUCCCGUCAAGACGUCCGUCCUCUCAGAGCCCAGAAACUCUCCUCCCAAGUGCCGGCGGGCAAGAAGCGAGGUGGAAACCCGGAUUGAUCGGCGGCGGCUCAGCAGGAUAUUCAACCCUCUUUGAAACGCUGAAUGAGGAUCGCCCUAGAGAAGAAGAAAACGAACACAGCUGAAAGAAGCCUGGGGAGAUAGAAGAAUAUAUUGAGUAGUGUGGGGAAACGGAAAGAAAGAAGUGACUGGCACUUGCCCUCUAGCUAAGUCAUAGGUGCAGAUUGAAAGAGUGACAGGUGGGGGAUAAAACAAGGGAAAACAGCAGAGAGAAUGAAGACAGACUGGAAACAAGGACUGCCUCACAGCAACUAUUGCUCCAAUUAGGACAUCUUCCCACAAGACAAGAUGAUUACAAGUAAUCUUCUAUUGGUUUCCAUGUGCCUGUGGGAGGUACUGUCAGGAGGAGUUUUUGCCAGCAAGGUUGUAUGGAUGAGAGGAGUAGGUGGGUCGCACAUGAUGAAGAUGGAGGAGAACAAAGCUACGGACCAAUGGGAAGCAAGCAGGGAGACAAAUGUGAUGCCAGUGGUGACUCUAAGAAAUCUGAUUAGUCACGCACUGCCAAGUGACACUGGACCGUACGCCAAAGAGCCGCCUAAUCACGCCGCUCCGUCGGCCGCCAUCAAAGAAAGGCAAGCUUUGAAGCCUAAGCAUGAGGUCGAUACUGUUAGCAAGAAAGAGGUCAGCCACCACAAGGAGUUAAGUCAGAAUUCAAAGAAAGCUAAGAACACGACAAAGAAUGUUAAAACAAUCAUACAGCAUCACAAGCUGGACUUGCAUUCUAACAAAACCCGAUUCAGAUCAAGUUCAAGAUCAAAAGACAGACCUGAUUUGAACAUCUACGCAACAGGCAUUCCGGGGAAAGUGAUAAGCAUCGAGUCAAACCGAAAACUGAACCUCAGCGGAAGUUCGGAAGUUCUGAAAGUGCUGUCUAAAGAAAACCUAGUGAGGAUAGUCAAUUCCCAGAUGCAGAAUGUUCCCAGCUUGAACUUUCCAAGCAAGGGCAGCCGGAGCAGAAAGAGAGAUUUGAUUGACGUUAAUCACGGACAGUUAGAGACUCUGAAAAUAUCGAGACAAGACAUGUCUGUCACUGGCUCUGAUAACCAGACUGCAUUUCCAUACAAAAGUACAGUCACCGCUCCCGAGCUUAAUCAAGACCAUAGUACUGACACAAUUCAUCCUAAAGUGGAAGUCCCGAGUUUAAGUAACGGGCAGGAAGCUUUGGGAUUACAAACCUCAGAUGGCGGUCAAAACAAGAGAAAACGGGGUCUAUUCAGGUCAACACCUCUUGACACAGUCAGUCUGAGCUCAGAAAAAGGAAUAGCAAUCAACCCAACAGAAUCAGCUCUCAAACUGACAAAACAUUUCCCACUGCAUGUUCCCUCUGAAACAAAUGGUGCCACUCCAUCUGUGCUGACAAUGCAGCCCCAAGGACUCAGACCUGGGAACAGAACGGCAGAUUCCCACAGAGACCCAUUAACGGAGUCAGUUCACACUGCUCAAACAGAGCUCAGCACAGCUCACUACUCAGCAAAUGAAGAGAAAAAGCUUGUCAACAGCACUCAUAUCCUAAGGCUCCAUCCAGCUCCUGAAUGGAACCAUGACGCAAAAGGUGCUGAGACGCAGGUGGAUGAUCCAGAACAUGGGAAUAACUUGGUAUUUGAAGAAGCAGAGUCAGAGGACCAGGCAGUUGAUUCCGUGGAACCGAAGAGGUCUCGCUCUCGGAGCAGGAGAAGCUGGAUAUGGAACCAGUUCUUUGUCAUCGAAGAAUACGCCGGGCCUGAACCUGUUCUCAUUGGCCGGCUCCACACCGACAUGGACAGGAAUGAUGGACGCACUAAAUAUGUCCUGCGAGGCGAGGGGGCGGGCUCCGUCUUCGUGAUCGAUGAGAAGACGGGCAACAUCCACGUCACAAAGCCGCUGGACCGCGAGGAGAAGGAUGAGUACCGCCUCGUCGCCACGGCCACGGACAGGCAGACGGACCGCGCCCUGGAGCCCUCGUCACAGUUCAUCAUUCGGGUGCAGGACAUCAACGACAACCCGCCCCUCUUUGAUGACGGCCCCUACAGCGCCACCGUGCCUGAGAUGGCAAACAUAGGCACCUCCAUCAUCCGGGUGACAGCGACAGACGCCGACGACCCGACUUACGGGAACAGUGCCAAGCUGGUGUACACUCUGGUCCAGGGCCAACAGUACUUCUCUGUCGAUCCCCAGACAGGUAUCCUGCGCACAGCCGUCCCUGACAUGGACAGAGAGACCCAGGAUCAGUACCUGGUGGUCCUUCAAGCCAAGGACAUGGGAGGCCAUUUAGGGGGCUUGUCCGGGACCACCACCGUCACAGUCACCCUCUCCGACGUCAACGACAACCCUCCGCGCUUCACCCAGAGUAUGUGGUCCUUCUCCGUGUCCGAGCUGGCCGUCCCCGGAGCCGAAAUAGGACGCAUCGCGGCGGGCGACGCCGACCUCGGAGACAACGCCAGGCUGGAGUACACCAUCUUGGAGGGCGAGACGGGCGACACGUUCAACAUCUCAGGAGUCAACCAAGACGCGGUCAUCACGCUGAACAAGGCCGUCGACUACGAAAGCCGCAGCUCCUACUCCUUCUCCGUGGAGGUCCUCAACCCCACCGUGGACCCUCGCUUCCUGCGUCGAGGACCUUUUAAAGACCGGGCCUCAAUCAGAGUCGCGGUGCUGGAUGCCGACGAGCCGCCAAGGUUCUCCAGGGCCCGGUACCACAUGGACGUGUCAGAAAACUGCCCUCCGGCCUGCACCGUGGGCCGAGUCAGUGCUGUGGACCCGGACACUGGUCUGACCAACAACAUCAGGUUCUCCAUUGACCCUCAGUCGGACCCGGAGGCUUUGUUCCGUAUCACCCCGGACUCUGGCCUCAUCACCACGGCCAUGGAACUGGACCGGGAACGCGAGCACUGGCACAACAUUACGGUCAUUGCCACCCAGAGAGACAACCCCAGCCAGGUGUCCAGGGUUCUGGUUGCUAUAGAGACUUUGGACCUCAACGACAACGCCCCCGAGCUGGACAGGCAGUACACAACAGCCAUGUGCGACUCAUCUACCAUAGGGCAGGUGGUGCAGGUGUUGCGGGCGAUUGAUAGAGAUGAGGGCGGGAAUGACAGCUCCGUGUUUUUCAGCAUCCCCCCGGAGUCCGGCACCGCCCUCAACUUCAGCGUCAGGGACAGUGGUGGUCCCACCGCCAGCCUGGUGCUGCUCUCCCAGCUGCAGCCGCUGUCCCGUUCCUCGGCCUCCACCCUCACCCUCCACGUGCCGCUGGUCCUAAGAGACGGCACGUCGGGUCUGACCAGCACCGGCACGGUCACGGUCUCGGUCUGCCCCUGCCUGAGAGGCGGAGCCAAGACCGGGGAGAAGGGCAAACAGGUGGAGGGCGAGUGGGACUGGGAGAGAGAGGCGGUGUGUCUUCCUCAGCAUUCCACCUUGCCUUCACCCGGGCUCAGCACCGCUGCCCUGCUGGCCAUACUCGCAUGCGUGGCUACGCUCCUGGCGGUGAGCGCCCUGUCCUUGUCGCUGCGGCGUCAGAAGCGGGACUCUCUGUCGCCGCUGGAGGACGACGACGUGCGCGAGAACAUCAUCACCUACGACGACGAGGGCGGCGGCGAGGCGGACACGGCGGCCUUCGACAUUGCGGCGCUGCAGAGCGCCCCCCACAGCUCGCGCUCCCGCAGCUACCGCACGCUGGACAGCAGGAACGUACGCUACGCCCAACGUGGCCAGGACAAAGGUCGCAUGUACAGCUGGACCCAGAACCCGGGCGUGGACCACAACUACUCUGGCCCGGGUGGACCCCUCUAUGGCCGCCUGUGCUACAGCAGCCACACCUUACCAGUUCUACGCCGCGCACCGGGCGGAGCCUUCGAACCGGGCCUGGCAGAGCUGGGCUACCACUUUCCCGGGGGCCAGCCGGACCACUCGCUGGUCAUCCAGAACCAGGCCGUCAUGGUCGGCCCGCUGGACCCGGGGGCCGUGUACGUCACCCCCGCGGACCUCAGCGCGGGGAGCCGGACGGGGAGCCAGGCGGGCAGCCGCGACGGCACCGCCACCCAGAGCGGCGUGAGCACGUCGGACGAAGGGACGCCGCGGACCGGCGACAGCCAGGAGAAGCGGCGAGGGAUGAGGUCUUCCAGCAACUGCACCGAGGACAGCAGUGAGGACAGAGUCAACCACACCCAAGAUCUGGACUGGGUGCAGUCGGAGACCCUACCCAGGGAGAACAACCUGGUCCUGACGCGAUCCGGCUCCACGGGGGCCUGGAUGUGCGACUCGGCCACGCUCCCGGUGGCGGGUCGCAGGGCUUCCCGAGCCGGCGUGUCCACCAAAGGCGAGUCGGACUGCGGCGGAGGAGCUGGGACCGCCUCUUCUGACGGACAAGCCGGCAACGGACGCGGCAACUACGCCGCCGUGUUGCAGGGUGAGGCGCCCGGGAGAGGAGGACUGGAGAUGGGCAGCAACUUUGUGGUGGCAAGGCCAGAGAGAGAAACUGGUGGGAUGUCUUUGACUGGGACUCCAUCGGUCUACCCAGACUCUGGGUUGAUUGGGGACUGGCGAGAUCGGGUGGGUUUGGGAGGUUAUGUGUUGGCAAGGAUGGAUAUGACCCCCCAGCUUUUACCCUUCCCAGGUCAACCUCGGGGAGCCUAUGGGGGCGUCGUUGGCUUUAGUCCUGGUUGGGGCCCAGGAAUGGAGGCAUCCAGGGGGACACCAGGUUCUGGAGGUCCCUCUUUGGCUCUAAGGGUGGGCGAGUUCCUACGCCUACGCCUGGCCCAGGUCACUUUUGACCCGUCCCAGCCGCCGUACGACUCCGUGCAGAUCUACGGCCUGGAGGGCACCGGGUCCCGGGCUGGCUCCCUGAGCUCACUGGAGAGUGAAGGAGAGAAGGAGGCGGAUAAGGAGGACUGGGGUGCCGGAUUGGAGGAAUGGGGACCCCAGUUCCAGAAGUUGGCGCAGCUCUUCAGAAACCACGAAAAGGAGAAAGAAACCAAGGAGCAAGUGGAGGACGGCGCCAAAGAGGAGACCGACAAGAGGAAGGACUGAAGGGAGACUUUGAAAAGGAACAAAGAGUGAACAGACGGAGGGAAAGAAGCAGGACUAGAAGAACGUGAAGAGAAGUUAAAUGGAGGAAAGAUGAAGAGGCAAAGUAAUAAAACAAGACGCAGACAAAUGAGCCCAGGGAAGGAGAGGAAGUGAUUGAUGUAAUUUAAAGCAAUAAGCGUUAAAGCGCUGAAACGACUGAGCACGGAAACCCGGCACCGUACAAAGGAUGACGGACGACUUGUCCAACGCGUGGGACAAAGAAAAACAAGCGGGUCAUAAAAGGACCGGUCCGGCGCGUGCGGUGGAACCUCCGCUUGCGAACCUCAGCCGAUCUCGGACAGGAGUCGAGAAUAGAAAAGUUAGCGUACCGAAACUAAUUCAUCCACGACGUAAACACAACCUGGCAGGCACAAGACAUUGAAACAAUGUUGAUUGCACAUACAAGUCAUUUAAAUUUGUGAAUCUAAUGUUGGACACACGUUGUUGGUUGGGAAAUGACCAAAUUUCAACGAUCAAAUCAACAUCGGAACCCGACAUUGAUUGAACGUUGUCAAAAAGCACGUUGUUUCAACGUUGUAUUUG
Nerophis lumbriciformis (worm pipefish) is the source of this 5794-nucleotide messenger RNA. It is a transcript of the gene cdh24b, whose product is annotated as cadherin 24, type 2b. Gene Ontology annotation, cellular component: catenin complex; adherens junction; plasma membrane. Gene Ontology annotation, biological process: cell-cell junction assembly; cell-cell adhesion mediated by cadherin; cell morphogenesis. NCBI's taxonomy places the organism in Eukaryota, Metazoa, Chordata, Actinopteri, Syngnathiformes, Syngnathidae. Gene Ontology annotation, molecular function: calcium ion binding; cadherin binding; beta-catenin binding. The record is from RefSeq and is a predicted model, not a curated record.